This is a messenger RNA of Owenia fusiformis, 1539 nucleotides long. Lineage: Eukaryota; Metazoa; Annelida; Polychaeta; Sabellida; Oweniidae. The record is from the annotation of a GenBank genome assembly.
AAUUUAUCCGUAAAUUACACCAAAAUGGAGCUGAGAGGUGACCUCGGAGAAAUUCCUCCUAAAAGAACAGGUCAUGUCGCUGUUGCCUUCAACAGAGCGAUGAUAGUGUGGGGAGGUUAUCAGGAUAACAGUGACUCAAACCCAAUGCAAAUGGAGGUGGAACGUUACUUACCGGCCACAGAUAUUUGGAUUUAUCACACUGAUAUUGACCAAUGGCGCAAACUAACCACAAGAGGUGAUGUUCCCCCAGGUACCUCUGGGGCCUCGGCUGUUCAGAUCAACCACAAAAUGUAUGUCGCUUGUGGUCACUGUGAUGGUAUUGGCAAUACCAACAAAGUAUAUAGACUUGACCUUGAGACACUAAAAUGGGAGUCCAUCACAACUGACAUUGGACCUUCCCCUAGGGAUAAAUGCUCAAUAUGGGAAUAUAGAGAUGAGAUUUAUUUAUUUGGAGGAUUUGGAUAUGAUCCAGUGGAUUAUCUGAAUGAGGAUGGGGAAUAUACAAAGGAUUUGGUUGGUGCAGAGUGGGGGAGUUACAGAGGUUGGAACAACCAGUUGCAUGUGUUUGAUCCUGGCACUAGAAAGUGGAGAAAUCCAAGAUGUAAGGGUCCUAAGCCCCUCCCUAGAGCUGCAGUGGGAGCUUCAAGAUGUGGUAAUAAAGCUUAUAUAUUUGGAGGGAGACACAUUGAUGAACGGCUGAAUGAUUUGCAUAUCCUCAACCUUGACACUUUGACUUGGUCAGGCAUAAUGGCUUCAACUGGGAGUGUUCCAGAGGGUAGAUCUUGGCAUACAUUCACAGCAGUCAGUGAUACACAUAUAUUUCUGUAUGGGGGGUUCACUACGCAAAGAGAUCCUAAAAGUGAUGGAUGGCUAUUAGACACAAGGACAUUGUUAUGGACACAACUAAAUGUACCACUAACCAACCCAAGAUUAUGGCAUACAAUGGUGCGUACAUCAGAGGAUGACAUUCUCAUAUAUGGGGGAUGUUGUAACAACAUUCUGGACCAUACACAAAAAAUGGUUCACAGUUUUAAUGUUCUGGUGUACAGGUUCUCUCCAAGAUCUCUAUUAAGGAUGUGUCUUGAAUGUGCAUUUACCAAUAGGAAGCAGUUGAAGAAGGACUGGGAAAAUUUGCCUAAAUCUCUCACUGGAAUUCUCACUCAUAAACUUGAGGCUAUUGAACUGAAUAAAGCAAGUGGCAGCUAACACAACAUGUGUCCAUCAUGACACAUUGAAAUGUCAUGACACAUUGAAAUCUCAUGAUUCCCAAAUUACCAUAAGCUUUCAAAUUUAAUGUUAACUAUAUCACAGGUUGGAACUCAUUUUACUAUAACAUUUAGCAGUGUAACAAGUCGGCAAUCAUUUUACUAUUACAUUUAGCCGUAUAUCAUGUUCGGAUAAGCCAGGUGUUCAGAUAUACAGGUUUUACUAUAUAUAAAACAAAAAUUUUAAUAUCUCAGGAUUCAGAUGUUAGAAGGGUCUUAUUUUUCAGUUGUAAUACCAAAUACCCGUAUGACCCAAAAAGAGUUUAUGUCUUAG